Messenger RNA from Athalia rosae (coleseed sawfly), 5296 nucleotides. RefSeq names its product whirlin (gene dysc). Bases 390 to 3140 code for a protein of 916 amino acids. The transcript is spliced from 16 exons. The record is from RefSeq and is a predicted model, not a curated record. Gene Ontology annotation, molecular function: protein binding. NCBI's taxonomy places the organism in Eukaryota, Metazoa, Arthropoda, Insecta, Hymenoptera, Athaliidae. Gene Ontology annotation, cellular component: stereocilia ankle link complex; stereocilium tip; cilium.
UCAACAGCAGCAGUAGCCGCAGCAGCAGCCCUUAAGUUAAAACUACCCUGGCAGUGCCAGUUGUAGAGCCUAGGCUGGCUGGUGAAAAUGCGCGAUUACUUUUAUCAUUCGGGUCUUUCUAAGGUCAUCGUGUUUUAACAUUAACGAUGUAUCAAAACAAUAUUCCAUAUUGUCAAUUAAUACGUUAAUAUUUUAAUCGGCGAUAUACAAGACGAAUAAAAACAACAAAAAAAAAAAAGAGAGAGAGAGAGAAAUCAUCAAGUAGAGUUUUAAAACCAUGCUUUAAUUGAAGCGCCGGAUUAUACAACCCCUUGAUACGGGAUACUGGAUAACAAUUACCAUGAUAAAAGCGUGACGGAGUCCGUGAAAAGUUCAUCAGCUAGUUCAGCAUGGCCAGUAGCACGGAAGAAUACGGUUCGGAACUCCAGGAGUUGCAAUGGGGAGGCGGCGGGAGUGGAUCUCAUUUUCUGAGAAGCGGUUCACACUUUCUCAGAACCGGAUGUUACGAAGCGGAAGACCUCGAGUCUACGAGGCAUCACGCCGGAAGUCAAAACAGAGGGUAUUACAGCCCUCCGGGUACGAGUUACACGAUCGUAGAACGACCUCCGAGUGCUCCUCAUCAUCAUUCGACACAUACAACGCCGUACAGAAAACGAGGUCAUGGAACUACAGCUGGAAGUGGCGCUAUUUCGCCCGAACAAGUUCUGAGACUUUUCGGAAACGGUGUCAACGAGAGGAGGCAAACGGACAGAAGGACGCCCGCAUCGAGUCCUGCCAGCGUCGCGGCUCUCAGAAAUUCCACGUCGCAGAAUUCAACCGGGCAACAAAAUUCGCAAACCUCCCCUCCUCCGCAGCCCCCAAGCCUUCAAGAAUUGACGGUCAGGACCAUAACGAUGGCUAGAGAUCCACCUGACUCUCAUCAUGGCUUUGGGAUCUGCGUGAAGGGAGGUAAAGACGCUGAAGUGCAGUCAGGGGUCGGUGUUUAUAUCUCAAGAGUCGAAGAAGGUUCGGUAGCUGAAAGAGCGGGUCUUCGCCCCGGCGAUACGAUACUAGAGGUAAAUGGUACGCCAUUUCGUGCAGUGACACAUGAAGAGGCUCUAAAGAUGCUGAAAUCCUGCCGGACACUCAGUAUGACGGUACGGGGUCCUGCGCUGGAUCCUCGAUGUCGAGGAGGUCAUCCCGGAUGGUCGUCUUCGGGAAGGCAGCAAUCUUGCAGUUGGAUGGAUCGUCAGGGUCGUCCGGCAUCUCCGCCGCCGUUACAAAAUCGAGACGCUCGUUACGCCGCCCACAGAACGCGGAAGGUCGAACUUUGCAUCGAACCAGGACAAUCCCUCGGUCUCAUGAUAAGAGGAGGUUUGGAAUACGGACUUGGUAUUUAUGUGACCGGAGUGGACAAAGACAGCGUGGCGGAUAGGGCUGGACUUUUGAUCGGAGACCAGAUAAUCGAAGUCAACGGUCAGAGCUUCGAGGAAGCGACGCAUGACGAAGCUGUUCAAAUACUCAAAACAAACAAACGCAUGAGUCUGGUCAUCAGAGACGUUGGAAAAGUACCUCAUUCGUGCACAACCAGUCAACCGAUCGUAGUCCCCUCAUCUAGGUACCAGGAACACGAUCCGUUGCUUCUGGAAAGUCCGGCUAGUCACGGGAACCAUCGACCACCUAGCCCUGCAACCGGGAAUACGGAAUGGAGAAACCGCGCCCUUCAUUCGGCAACCGCGGCGAUGGUAGAGGAGAAGGCAAGGGUGGUUCUCGCACGUAGCGAAAGAGCAGCGCUCUCCCAACUCCUCGGAGACUACAAAAGCCGAAGACUGAACAUCGAAGACUUGGUCGCCAGUUUAGCCGACCUCCUCAACACCCAUGAAAAACUUACCCUUCUAACCGAGUUGCGUGAACUUGUCGACGGAAAAGACAGGGCGUCUUUUGACGACCUCGUUUACAGGCCGAGGGGAAGCGCCACUCUUACUAGGAGGAAAGGCGAGAGAACGCAUUCGGACUUAGUAGUCACUCCGUCUAUUCAUGAUCUUCCGAGAGGUACGGCCCCCGGAAGUUGUUGCCGACCUGCGAGGCUCGUGGACGUCGAGGGAGAUCCUCUGGGAGUAACGGGGCCUCUUAUACCGAGGGAUCAGGGCCAGGGGGAGUAUAGAUCACCGAGUGAGGACAGCGGGCUAGGAGCAGACAUACCCAGAAGCAGAGCUGGCUGCAGACGAAGCCAACAGCACCAGGUAGCGACCUCAGAUCUCGCCCUCUCCAACGAUGACGAGUGCGACAAUCAGGACUAUGAGGACGAAGGUGAAAACGACAGAUCAGGACGUCGGCAUAGUUCUCCAGGUGGUUCCCGAGGGAAUGCCAGAGAUUUUGGGCACCAUCAUUUACACGCUGAUAACUUGGAGAGCGACGGCUGUUGCGAUGGUAGCGACGCCGAGAUGAUGGGAAAUGGGAGACGAGGCGAACGUGAUCGGGAAGAGGAUGAUGAGGACGAAGAACUGGGCAGGGAUCAGGAGAGGAGCUCGGAGAGUGGCGGUGGGGGUUUCGGUGGGUGGCGGACACACCUUCUCGGUGGCCUUACACAGCGCGUCAAGUCCUGGUACUGGGGCGCCAGGCCCCUAGAAUUAGCGCACAAACUAUCCCGUAGUUUCGAUAUGCAGGAGGCUCAACUCCUCGAGGAAGUUGGUUCCGGCAGUGGAGGAGGUACUAACGGAAGUGGAGGAUCCGGAGGUCCUCCCAGAAGACAUCACAGCGCUCAAAGGUUAGCUCGAGGUGACAUGGGAGGCGGAAGAGAAGACGACGGUGCCUUGGUGGUACCCGAUCACCAAGGUAACCUGAGAAUUACCGUAAGAAAAACGAAAUCCAUUCUCGGAAUCGCUAUCGAAGGUGGCGCUAAUACGAAACAUCCUUUACCAAGGAUAAUAAACAUUCACGAUAACGGCGCUGCGUUCGAGGCAGGAGGACUUGAAGUUGGCCAAUUGAUCCUAGAAGUUGACGGCCACAAAGUGCAAGGACUCCAUCACCAGGAAGUUGCCAGAUUGAUAGCCGAUUCCUUCGCCCGUCGAGAUCGCAACGAUAUAGAAUUUCUCGUGGUCGAGGCAAAGAAGAGCAAUUUAGAACCAAAACCCACGGCAUUGAUAUUUUUGGAAGCGUAGCAAGAGUCCCCCACCUCUGAGCCGGAGCCUCCAUAGCUUCUCUAGAUCUUCAGAAACGAGUGUAAGAAAUGAUAAACUAUUUCUAUCGUCAUACCACGUAACGAAUGAUAACAAUAUUGGAGCCUACAGCAAAUAUUCAUCAACGCCUACUGAUAAUUUGCUGAAAAAAAUUAUUCUAUGCAUUAAUUUUUUUUCUAAUUUUUUUUUAAUCAGUCAAAUUUAAAUUUAUGUGGCUCUAUGAUUCGCUGGUAUAAAGAAAAACAACCGAAAACAAAAUAAACGAAAAGAAAAAACAGAAAACAAAUUCAUCGCACUCGAUAAUUUCUCAAAGGGAUCUGGCCCGGAUGGUGGGACCGCGGAAAUAAUAAAACAAAUUAAAACCAAGAAAUUAAACAUAAGGCUUACAUAGGAAAAAAUUUCUAUAUAUCUGAUAAUAAAACAAAAUGAAAAGAAAAACGAGAAAACUUGUUGAUUGUUGGAGAUUGUUUCAGUAUUAGAAGAUGUUUGAUGUGCAGAAAUUGUACAUUACACAUGGUUAUAAUAAUUGCACUGUGCCAAAUUAUAUUGUACUAGUUUAUUGUUAUUAAAGCGACGAAGAAAAUUCCUGAGAAUUACAUUCAUACAUGUGUGCAUGUAUGAUGACUUGUAAUCGACACAUAAUUAAAACAUCACGAUCAGUUCAAGCGAAGGAAGAAUGAGAAACCAAAAUUGUUGCUGCUUAAUUUAUUGUAUGUAACAAUAAUGUUUGGAGAGUUUGAAAAAAAUCAAUAAAGAAAUGAAUGAAUUAUUAAUCAAACGGGAAACAAGAAGACGAACGACAUACACUUAACAUGUACAACAAUAUACUAUUAUUGCUAAUUAGCAGUGCAUAAAAAUAUAUAAUAAUAACAAAGACAGCAACAACAAUUAUACAUAGGUAUCCAUAUUAGGACAAAAAUUUUCUGCUGCAGUUGGAUCGCGUAUGAUACGUAUUUUACUUCAAUAUUUAAUAGGUGAUAAUUAUUAUUAACAUAUUGUACUAUAUAAUAAUUUAUAAAUUUUAGCAAGACCUGCGCAGCUAAAAGCCUACGUAAUAAUACUAAUAAUAAGAAUAAUACUAAUAAUGAUAUAGCAAUGCAAUUAUAACAAAUUAAAUAGAAAUAAAUUGAUGAAUAACAAUUAUUAAUUAAUAAUUAAUAUAAUCGAUAAACAUGGUUAUGCUGUGCGCGCAAUUAUGGCGGUGCGAAUUGUACAAUAUAGUACUAUACAUGGAUAUACGUUGAAAUAUAAUAUAUGGUGCCAAAUUACAUGCGAUAUGUUAUAAUUAUAUUAAUGACGUCAUGAUUAUAGGGAAAAAAGAGAUGAGUUCUACUGAAUUUUUAUUAUUAUUAUUAAUUAUAUAUAUGUAUAUGAUCAUGUCGAUAUUAAUUCGUACGGCACAGUGACUUUUCAUGCACUGAACAACUAAAACGAUAUUAUUUAUAGUUAUCAACAAAUAUAAGUACUUACAGAAAUACUGGCGACGAUAAUAUAUAAAUAUUGUACAUUGGUCUUACGAUCAGAACUAAAUGCAAAAGUUUAGAAGGGCUGAUAUACUCGGGGCUAAGCUUAGCAAGGUCACGUAGGACACAACAUUCCGGCGCGAAACGCAACUUUUCAACCGCUCAUAUUUUGGAAACGAUACCUCAGAGACCACAUGUAAUAUACGGGAAUUCACUCAUUGCCAGUCCAGUCUCUUUCUCCUAUUACCCCCUUCAAUUCUUGCAUCUAGAUCUGAGACACCUUAUAGAUCUAUUACCUAUAUAAAUUUAAAUUAAUCAAAUCAUCGGGAUAUUAACGUUCAAAUUGUUAAUAUUCAAAAGCGUUGCGAACGGAGUGAAGAAAAUGAAAAAAAAAAUUAAACAAAAAUCAUACGUUUGAUUGAUUAAUUAAUAUUUAACAUACGUAUUAAAUAGAAAAUCAACUAUAUGAAUUAAACAAAAUAAUAAUAAUAAUAAUAUAUGCGCAAAUUAUGUAAUGUGAUGGAAAUAUUUUUAUAAGCGGCUACAAUUAUGUUAUCGAUAAUAAUAAAAUAAAUAAUGAUACAGCUGCAAUUAAUUGCAGUUAUAAUCGUUACAAAUGGAGUUCCGCAAAUGCAUCCGCGAUAUGAUAAAAAAAAAAAACAUUAUUAAUAAUAA